Messenger RNA from Cydia amplana, 669 nucleotides. RefSeq lists its product as uncharacterized. Bases 1 to 669 code for a protein of 222 amino acids. The transcript is spliced from 5 exons. NCBI's taxonomy places the organism in Eukaryota, Metazoa, Arthropoda, Insecta, Lepidoptera, Tortricidae. The record is from RefSeq and is a predicted model, not a curated record.
AUGACACCGCUCCGCUCUCACGAGCUGAGCGAGCUCAUUUCAACUCUUUUUGCUCAUUUUGUCAUUUCCGCUCGACUAUUUGUUGGUGGAAACACAAAAAAUCAACGAAACUUUUUUUUGGUCAGGAACGGAGUGAGACUCGUGCAGAGGAAGUUCGCGCAAGGUGUACCCAUCCCGGCGAGCAGCGUCAGCGUCGCGCCCACGCCGCCGGAACGCAAGCCGGACCCACCUUACCCACCCAAAAAUGUCUACCACAACAAUAUGUCCGCAAGGAACCUGCUUGACAUAGUUUCUAUGCAAAACAUACACAAGCACAAGCAAGAACCUCUAGUGGUUCUCGAGCGUCUCCGAGACGACGAGAUACCCUCCCCGCCCGUGCCCGGGCCCGGGCCGAACGGGCGGUGCGUCCGACCAAGGAUCCGCGUGCCCUUGAGACGCCGGAAGGUCAAGUGCAACAAAGGCAACAUGUGCCUGAGGUCAGAGAAACGAAAGUCCACCGAGGCUGGCAAGGGCCCCAUCAAGAAACGAAAGAAGCUGUCCUCGGAGUCCACGGACGACAUACCGCUCGUCUACUACUUCAAUAACAGGCCUGCCAAGCCACAUAAUGGACAACUUAGACAGAAGGACAUCACAGGUACGUCAGCAGCAGAAAAUUUUGACAUUCCAUAG